Molecule: messenger RNA, 1737 nt
Organism: Striga hermonthica
Lineage: Eukaryota; Viridiplantae; Streptophyta; Magnoliopsida; Lamiales; Orobanchaceae
Source: the annotation of a GenBank genome assembly
AUGCUGGGCACGCUCACCGUCCGGGAGACGAUCGCUUACUCCGCAUCCCUACGGCUCCCGAGCUACACGACGAGAGCCGAGCUAGCUGAGUGUGUCGAGAGCACAAUUAUCGAAAUGGGCCUCCAGGAGUGCGGGGACCUUGUCAUUGGCAACUGGCACCUGAGGGGCAUAAGCGGCGGCGAAAAGAAAAGGCUAAGCAUCGCGCUGGAGAUCAUAACACAUCCUAGCCUGCUGUUCUUGGACGAGCCGACUAGCGGGCUCGACAGCGCAUCGGCAUUCUUCGUCGUGCAGGCCUUACGAAACAUUGCGCGCAAGGGCCGUACCAUUGUCUCCUCCAUUCACCAGCCGAGCAGCGAGGUUUUCGCCCUUUUUGACGACCUUCUGCUCUUGUCGUCCGGCGAGACUAUCUAUUUCGGGGAGGCUUGUUCCGCGAUCGAGUUCUUUGCAGAUGCGGGAUUCCCGUGCCCGCAGAAAAGGAACCCGUCGGAUCAUUUUCUUCGUUGUGUUAACUCGGAUUUCGACGAUGUCGCCAAUACUUUGAUCGGCUCCCAAAGAAUAUUGAGAGAUAUAAAGUUUACCGCAGGCCCACUGAUGGAUUUGGCAACCGGAGAAAUCAGAGCAAAGCUUAUUCGGAAGUAUCAAAACUCGAAGUUCGCGGCAAGGGCGAAAGCUAGAAUCAAAGAAUUCUCAAUUAAUGGGGGCAGGUUCGUCUAUGAGGAUAUCAGCGGGAGCCAGGCCACAUGGGCAAUGCAACUCUCGACUCUGACGAGACGAUCGUUCAAAAACAUGACGAGGGACUUUGGUUACUACUGGCUGAGAAUCAUAGUCUUCAUCUUGGUGUCCGUUUGUGUCAGCUCGAUUUUCCAUAACGUGGGCACCAAUUCCCAUGCAAUCCUAGCCAGGGGAGCCUGUGGAGGCUUCGUAUCUGGCUUCAUGACCUUCAUGACCAUCGGUGGCUUCCCAUCCUUCAUUGAAGAAAUGAAGGUGUUUCACAAGGAAUGGCUCAACGGGCACUAUGGUGUCGGGGUGUACGUGGUUUCAAAUUUCGUCUCGUCAUUUCCUUACGUUGUGGCAAUAUCAUUGAGCUCGUCGUCCAUCAUUUAUUUCACGGUGGGAUAUCACCCGGGUUUUUCACACUACGCGUAUGCCGUGCUCGACUUAUUGUUGUCCAUAGCUGUGGUCGAGAGCUGCAUGAUGGUAGUGGCCGCUGUCGUCCCCAAUUUCAUGAUGGGUGUCGUGGUUGGGGCCGGUAUCAUCGGUAUUAUGAUGGCGACUGCUGGUUUUUUCCGGCUCCAACCGGACCUCCCGAACAUUUUCUGGAAAUAUCCGGUUUCGUACGUUAACUACAUGUCAUGGGCAUUGCAGGGCGCGUACAAAAACGACAUGCUGGGGAUGGAAUUCGACUCGCCACUGCUGGGGCAGCCGAGACUGAAGGGAGAAAAUGUGUUGACCUCGAUUAUAGGCAUCUCACUAAACCAUUCCAAGUGGUGGGACCUGGCUGCCGUCGCCUCGAUUCUUGUGGCUUAUAGGCUGCUGUUUUUCACGAUCAUCAAGUUCAAGGAGAGGGCCCUGCCCGUGCUCAAAUCGCACUACACGGAAAAAACUCUCUCGCGCAUGAAAAAAAGACCGUCUUUCCGAAAGGCGCCAACGCUCUCAUUUUCUUCAAAGAGGCAUCACGUCAUGCAACCGUUGUCGUCUCAAGAGGGUCUAAACUCGCCGUUACAACUGAAAAAGUAA